Diatraea saccharalis (sugarcane borer) is the source of this 1737-nucleotide messenger RNA. NCBI's taxonomy places the organism in Eukaryota, Metazoa, Arthropoda, Insecta, Lepidoptera, Crambidae. The record is from the annotation of a GenBank genome assembly.
AUAAAACUAGUGUCAUUAGUUUCAGUCGAAGUUUUAUCAAAAUGAGGUCUGUUCUGUUAGCAUUUGUUGCUGUUGUUUUGUUAGGGAUUAGUGUCGGCGAAGACGCGAAACCAAAAAAUAGUUUAGAAGACGAUGUACUCUCACUUCUUACAAAAUGGCGACGUGGAGAGAGAGGUCCUUUUUCAUUUCCCUUGCCUUCUUUGGAUGUGUUAAUAACGCCCCCAGUCAACGGUAACUACGAGGGAUACGGUGCCAAAAUCAAGUAUUCCACAAACGAGUUAUCUAUUACUGGGUUGAAAAAUUUUUCCGUAGACCAGAUAGAUAUAUCAGCAUCACAACUUAAAGCAUCAGGUGUUAUAACCCUGCCUGCUAUAUCAGUUUCCUCAGAUAAAUAUAGCAUUAGCGGGAAAGCACUGUGGUUUGUACCCAUUGAUGGAUCCGGCACAAUGUUCACCACUAUAAGGAAUAUUCAACUGAAUAUCACUAUUCAAAUGCGUUAUAAUAGUGCUCUCAUGUGGGUUGAUUUGUCGAAGUUAUCGUUUUCAAUAGGCGGUGUAAAGGCAAACUUAGAAAAUGGCCCAACAACAAUUGCGACUUUAUUAAACAAAUCCGGUGUCAGUAUCAUACACAGUUAUCAUGAUGACAUUGUAAAAGCAGUGCAAGGUCUCAUGAUACCCGCCAUAGAUGAUUUCCUGAAGGGUAAUGACAUUGUUACGCCAGAUCAGCUGUUUAAAUUAUUAAAUUAUACUGAAACUCCUCCGCCGCCGCCAACCAAAAUGAGAGUGGUAUAUCUUAUUCUCUUAUCGGUUAGUGUGGUUUUGGCUAAAGCUACGCCUAUAAAUAAUGUCGAUAAUUUAAAUGGCCUUACCAUUACCCAAAAUGUUGGGGAUUUGGAGUUUUACACAUCGUUCUUAGAACAGGAUAGCGAAAUAGAGGAUUAUUUAUCCGAAUACUUCAACACAUUAGAUAUAAAACAACGUAAUGCUAUAGCAGAUACCAUCACAGAUGCACUUAAUGGCUUCAGGGAUGUUAUUGCCAAUGGAAAUGACUAUUUACCUCCUCUAGAUCCGUUUGUUGUUGACCACAUUGGACCAUUUUUAUAUACAGCUAUUGGAGUUCGUGCCUCUGGCGAUAUACAUAAUCUGAGAGCAGAGGGUUUGCAAUGGUUUACAGUAGAUCACGUCACUUUCAACCCAUUAUGGCUCUCUUUUGGUAUACAGAUGACUAUUCCAAGGAUAACUAUUACAGGUAGAUACGGUGCCCGUGCAACAGUCUUUCUUAUUAACCAUAACGCCGGUGGUAACUUCAGGAUUUUCGCGCAUAGUAUAGUAGUAGGGGUAGAUACAAGACUGGGCGCUACCAUACGAGGACAACUUUUCCUGAGGGAACUCGACAUUAAAAUCGACAUUCACGACACAUUGAUCUCAAUCGAGGGAAUGACUGGAUCUAGCCUCAUCAACGCGUUUAUCAAUUCGUUCGUGCAGAGCAUCACUCAGGAAGUUAUCCAAAAUGAAUUGCAAACCGUGAGCCAACUUCUCAGCGAAGAACUGUUCGAUGUUAUAAACGAUUUUCUAGCAGAUUACAGCCUCGCAGACAUACGCAUCUAAGCCAAAUUGUUAAUUGCCAAUAAAUAAAGUCGAUUACCAAUGAAAAAUAUGUUUUUAAUUAUUUUAUAAUCACUUCACACCCUAUAAAAUUUCGUUUAAAAAUCUUGGAAUUUUUAAUUACGUAACACAG